AUGAAUGACAUGCCUCAAUACUUUAAUGAGGCUGUUAAUGUUGCUACUAAUCAGGCUGAUAAUGGAGGUCAAGAUGCUCCAGCUAAUCAUACCGAGGUCGAAAUUAACCAGCUCCAUAGGUCAUUUUCCCCUUCCUACAAUAUCCCUCCUACCAGAACAUCGCUAAUCAUCUACAAGUCCAACGAGAAUCCAACCAAAUAUGUUUUGGAGCCGCUGACAUUUGGUCUUCUUCCAUUCUGGGCCAAACCAAACGACGCCAGCGCUGUCUCGAGACAAAACGAGAAAGGGCCCAAGUACUCUAAAGAAAUACAGGGGCUCGCAGCCAGGUAUUUCAAUUGCCGAAAGGAGAGUCUCGACAUGUCGGUGUGGAAAUCUGUGCGGCACAGUCGCUGUGUGGUACCCAUUGAAGGAUAUUUUGAAUGGCAGAAGUCUAAGGCUGACAAAAUACCGUAUUUCGUCUACUCCAAGAAGCGACCUUUGGUCUUUUUGGCUGGAUUUUAUUCACAUAACACCAACUACAGGGGAAAGGACCCCGAGUAUCAAGACAGCUAUUUGUCGACAUUCACAAUUCUUACCGGCACGGCUCAGAAAACAGACAGUAAAGAUCUAUCUUGGCUCCAUCCUCGCAAGCCGUUGAUGCUUCUUCCAGGAACAAGAGCAUGGGAUGACUGGCUCAACCCAGAGAAGGAAUGGUCAAAUAGCUUGGUCGAAACGUGCUUAGAAACCCACAAGAGCAUUGCCUACCUCGACCUCACAUGGCACACGGUGAAUAAGUCGGUGGGAAAUCCUGGCUUUAAUAGCGAAGAAGCCAUCAAGGAAGUGAAGAAUUCGCCUCAGAAAACAAUAUCACUGUUCUUUCAGUCAGCUAAACGGCCCAUCUCAGAUGGCUCACCACAGAAAAGGAUCAAGAGGGAUGAAGCAAAUGUAAAGGAAGAAGCUUCAGUAAAGAAGGAAGACAAUUCAGUAAAGAGAGAAAAUUCAGUAGAAAAUGAAGUAUCAGUAAAGAAGGAAGAUUCAGUGGAGAAAGAAGAAAAUGGGAUAGAAAGCGAAAAAGAAGACAUUAAGAAGGGGCAACAGUAA
This is a messenger RNA of Meyerozyma guilliermondii ATCC 6260, 1080 nucleotides long. RefSeq names its product putative peptide hydrolase. Bases 1 to 1080 code for a protein of 359 amino acids. Gene Ontology annotation, biological process: DNA damage response. Lineage: Eukaryota; Fungi; Ascomycota; Pichiomycetes; Serinales; Debaryomycetaceae. The transcript has a single exon. The record is from RefSeq and is a predicted model, not a curated record. Gene Ontology annotation, molecular function: single-stranded DNA binding.